Contarinia nasturtii (swede midge) is the source of this 4776-nucleotide messenger RNA. Its product is annotated as probable multidrug resistance-associated protein lethal(2)03659. Lineage: Eukaryota; Metazoa; Arthropoda; Insecta; Diptera; Cecidomyiidae. The record is from RefSeq and is a predicted model, not a curated record. The transcript is spliced from 17 exons. Gene Ontology annotation, cellular component: membrane. Gene Ontology annotation, biological process: transmembrane transport. Bases 476 to 4513 code for a protein of 1345 amino acids. Gene Ontology annotation, molecular function: ABC-type transporter activity; ATP binding; ATP hydrolysis activity.
UAUUUUUAAAAUGUACUCAUCAAAUGUGUACACUUACCGUGUGUAUUGUAACGCAGUUCAAUUGAUAGAGUGAAUUCCGAUUUACAGUCACAAUUCAAUUGGAGUCAUAAAUGAAUUGUUGUGUGCCGUCACUGUUGACAAAAUUAACUGUAAAAUCAAACACUAUAUCACUGAGUCGCGAUGUAUAGAUAGUGAAAGAAAGUAUUUAAAAAUUCGUUCUUGUUUCAACUUUGGUUCGUUUGGUGUAUUUAUAAUUUUUUCUAGCGUUGUUUAGCAUAUCAUUUGUUGAGUAUCGACAGUUUUUGCCGUGAUUUGUUUUUUCGUCAUUUUUCGUUCAUUCUUUGUGUUCGGGCAGUAAUUUACUUCGGAACAGAGCUCAGUCUGUGUCGCCAUUCUAACAAAUGUGCACGCUUUACACAAUCUAGUUGCUACUGUGUGUUUUGUUCGCAAAGUGUUUCUCUGAAACAGCAGAACCAUGGAGUACUUAAAAAGUAAAGAACUGUCGGAUAAUCCACGGGAAGAUGCCAAUUGUUGUUCUUACUUAUGUUUCUGUUGGAUUUUUCCAAUAUUUCGUCAGGCUCGUAGGUCAGAGUAUGAUCAAAAUGACUUGUAUAAACCGUUGAAAAGCCAUAAGGCUGAUUAUCUCGGUGAUAAAUUGUGUAAAGCUUGGGAAGAUGAGGUGGCAUACAAAAGAAUGAGAAAUCAACGACCAAGCCUGUUUCGAGUGAUAAUGCGUGUAUUUGGAAUGGAAUUUAUGUUUUUGGGAUUGAGCUUAUUUUGUUUGGAGUUUUUCCUUCGUGUUCCACAACCAGAAUUUCUUGGUGCAUUGGUGCAAUUUUUUUCACGUCCAGAAAACGGAAGUCUCUCUGCGGACGCCUAUUUUUAUGCAACAGCUGUCGUUUUGGCUAGCGCGUUCAAUGUUAUGUUAAUGCAUCCAUAUCUAUUGAGUCAAAUGCAUUUAGGCAUGAAAAUGCGCAUCGCAAUGUGUAGUAUGAUUUAUCGAAAAUCGUUGAGAUUAUCAAAAAAUGCUCUUGGCGAAACGACUGUGGGUCAAGUGGUGAAUUUGCUAUCAAACGAUGUGGGCCGAUUGGAUAUUGCCAUAAUUUUCCUUCAUUUUCUGUGGGUGGGACCGAUUGAAACACUUGCUGUAACGUAUCUCAUGUACCAAGAGAUUGGAAUAUCAGCUGUGUUUGGUGUUAUAUUCAUGUUAAUGUUUAUCCCAUUUCAAGCGUUUAUGGGAAAGAAAACGUCGGUGUUUCGAUUGAAAACGGCAUUGCGUACAGACGAACGUGUACGUCUCAUGAAUGAAAUCAUUCAAGGCAUUCAAGUUAUUAAGAUGUACGCUUGGGAGAGGCCCUUCAGUAAAAUGGUUGAAUAUGCACGAAAAAAAGAAAUCAACGUGAUAAAAUAUGUGUCAUUCAUUCGUGGUAUAUUGUUAUCAUUCAUUAUGUUUACAACGCGUGUGUCAAUCUUUAUCAGUUUGGUGGCAUUCGCACUGCUCGGCAAUUUGGUUACUGCGGAAAAAGCUUUUGUCAUCACAGCCUAUUACAAUAUACUACGUGUUACGAUGACUGUUUUCUUUCCACAGGGGGUCGGUCAAUUGGCCGAAGCCCUUGUUUCGAUUCGUCGUAUUCAAAAUUUUAUGAUGUAUGAAGAGAUGAUGGACAAACCCGAAGGUAAAUUUGCCGAAAGUACUUCGUCGUUGGAGGAGAACAGCGAUCCUGAUCACGAUUUAACGCAAGAAGAAAUGGAUAAAAUGGCCGCCACCCAUUUGUCACAAGCGGGCGUAGUUUUGAAAAAUUUCAAAGCUCGUUGGAACGAAGCAUCCGCCGAUUAUACAUUGGAUAAUAUCAACUUUAGAGCACAGCCCGGUACUUUGGUUGCUGUAAUUGGCACCGUUGGUGCUGGCAAAUCGAGUUUAUUCCAGGCAAUUCUCGGUGAACUGCCACCCGAGUCCGGAUCUGUUACGGUCAAUGGAGCCGUAUCAUAUGCUGCACAAGAACCAUGGCUCUUCACUGGUACCGUUCGGUCGAACAUUUUGUUUGGUCAACCUUACGACCGUGAACGAUAUCGUCAAGUUGUGCGAAAGUGUGCCUUAGAAAGAGAUUUUGCAUUGUUGCCGCAUGGUGAUAGGACAGUUAUUGGUGAACGUGGUGCAAGUCUUAGUGGCGGACAAAGAGCUCGUGUUGGCUUGGCUCGUGCUUGUUAUCGCAAAGCUGCAAUCUAUUUGCUUGAUGAUCCAUUGAGCGCUGUUGAUACACAUGUCAGUAAGCAUCUCUUUGACCAGUGCCUCCGAGAUUUUCUCAAGGAAAAAACAGUCAUUUUGGUGACUCAUCAAUUGCAAUUCUUGCAAUAUGUGGAUCAAAUUGUCAUUCUAUCAAAUGGGCGAGUCGAAGCGGUGGGCAGCUAUGACAAUUUACGAGAUCGUGGUUUGGAUUUGAUGGAAAUUCUUGAAACGGGCAAAGAAGAAACUGGCAGUGAAAGUGCAUUGAGUCGUUCACGAUCAGGAAGCCGAAGAACACUCGGAGGUAGCCGACGCAGCAGUAUGGGUAGUAUGUAUUCGUUGGAAGAAGAAAUAUUGGAAGAAGAUCCAAUGGAUGUUGGAGAGAAACGGGCCGAAGGAUCAAUUGGAAUGCGAAUGUAUGCGAAAUAUUUCAAAGCGGGCGGUGGUUAUUUGAUGUUUUUUAUUAUGGUUAUGUUUUGUGUAUUGGCACAAUUAUUGGCUUCUGGGGGCGAUUAUUACGUUCAAUUUUGGGUUAAACAAGAAGAGGUCUCAAACAAAAGACAAAUGGACGAUCCUACCGAAAAUCCCGAUGUCGAUUUGCAUGUGACCGAAGGCAAACUCGCCGAUUUUACAAGAAGAAUAGCCAACACCGAUCGUUUGGUGUAUAUUUACACGCUUACUGCUCUUAUCAUCGCCACUAUCAUCGUGACAUUGAUUCGGAGCUUUAUCUUUUUCUCACUUGCAAUGAAAGCAUCUCGUAACCUUCACAAUACAAUGUUUCAAGGUGUUACACGAGCUCGAAUGUAUUUCUUUCACACGAAUCCAUCGGGGCGUAUUUUGAAUCGUUUCUCCAAAGAUAUGGGUCAAGUCGAUGAAAUUUUGCCAGCAGUUAUGAUAGACGUCAUUCAAAUAUUUUUGCAAUUAUUCGGAAUUAUUAUUGUCAUUUCUAUCGUAAACUAUUACUUUAUAAUUCCAACGGUUAUUGUCGGUAUAAUUUUCUACUUUUUGCGUGGCUACUAUCUGUCAGCGUCACGAAACAUCAAAAGAAUAGAAGCGAUAACUCGUUCACCAAUUUAUUCACAUUUGAGUGCAUCACUCACCGGACUCACCACAAUUCGUUCGUUCAACGCACAACCAAUUCUCAUCAAAGAAUUUGAUAAAAUUCAAGAUAACCACAGUUCAGCCUUUUAUCUAUUCAUUUCAACGUCUCGUGCAUUUGGCUUCUGGUUGGAUAUAUUCUGUGUGAUGUAUAUUGCUGUUGUUACAAUCAGUUUCUUCAUCUUUGGUGGUGAAGGUGGAAAUGUCGGCCUGGCUAUUACACAGGCUCUUGCAAUGACCGGAAUGGUGCAAUGGGGCAUGCGACAGAGUGCUGAGCUUGAGAACACAAUGACCGCCGUGGAACGUGUUGUUGAAUACGAAACUGUCGAUCCUGAAGAUGAGUUAGAAGCAACGGGUGACAGAAAACCACCACCAGAUUGGCCACAGCAAGGUCACAUCAUUUUCGAUAAACUUUCCUUGCGUUACUUCCCUGAUCCGGAGGCUGAUUUGGUGCUGAAAGAUCUGGACUUCGAUAUUUUACCAAUGGAAAAGAUUGGUAUCGUCGGAAGAACGGGAGCUGGAAAAUCCAGCAUAAUAAACGCACUAUUCCGGUUGUCAUACAAUGACGGUUCUAUUUUGAUCGAUCAACGUGAUACAGCUUCAAUGGGUUUGCAUGAUUUACGAUCAAAAAUUUCAAUCAUUCCACAAGAACCAGUGCUCUUCACUGGGUCAAUGCGUUACAAUUUGGAUCCAUUCGAUGAGUACAGCGAUGAAAAAUUAUGGUCGGCACUCGAAGAAGUUAAAUUAAAAGAUGCGGUGCGAGAUAUGCCAGGCGGUUUACAAGGCAAAAUCACAGAGAGUGGAGCCAACUUCAGUGUGGGUCAACGUCAAUUAAUAUGUUUGGCACGUGCCAUUCUGCGUGAAAAUAAAGUGUUAGUUCUAGACGAAGCGACGGCCAAUGUUGAUCCACAAACGGAUGCAUUAAUUCAAUUAACAAUACGAAAUCGAUUUGCAGACUGCACAAUUCUGACGAUAGCCCAUAGAUUGCAUACAAUUAUGGACGCCGAUAAAGUUAUGGUGAUGGAUGCCGGACAGUUGGUGGAAUACGCCAGUCCAUAUGAGCUGCUGAACGAUCUAAGCGGUAAUAAAGUGUUUUACGGCAUGGCCAAACAAACUGGACGAUCUACCUUUGACAACUUGUGCAAGAUGGCCGCAGACGCCCAUGAAGCACGCAAGAACAAAGUGGAAUAAAACUGCCAAAAAAACUGAAAUCAAUUUCCUCAAAAUUUAGGUUAAAUUUAGUUUAGUUUAAUUCAUUAUUACCACAAUUAUUUUUGUUGACAAUUUUGUCAUGUUUUGUUAUAAGCGCAUCAAUUGCAAUUGGAUUUAAGUUUGUGCAAAAACUUUAUUAAAUGAAUGGACCUAUAUAUCGACUGGUUGCCGAUUUAUAUUGAAUAUCCAAUUUAAUGGAUAUAUAAAAAUUGGAAUCAAGUACUAAACAAACAGACAAUUAC